Priceomyces carsonii is the source of this 2448-nucleotide messenger RNA. RefSeq names its product exocyst subunit (gene SEC10). The coding region runs from base 1 to 2448 and encodes 815 amino acids. Lineage: Eukaryota; Fungi; Ascomycota; Pichiomycetes; Serinales; Debaryomycetaceae. The transcript has a single exon. Gene Ontology annotation, cellular component: cytoplasm; exocyst. Gene Ontology annotation, biological process: Golgi to plasma membrane transport; exocytosis. The record is from RefSeq and is a predicted model, not a curated record.
AUGAGCUUUUCAAUUUAUGAUUUGGAUGAAGAUAUUCGAAAAUUAUUGAACUUGGACAAUUUCCUUGAAGGAUUAUCAGUCAAUGACUUUAUAGAAGAACUCAGCAAAGAUCAUUUUCUUAAAGGAGCUGAGGUCAACAAGUUGGAAUAUUUAGAUCCUAAGCCAUAUAUAAGAACUUUUGAAUCAACAUUAAGAGAGUUGAAGCGACUCAAUGAGCAAGCAAAAGAUCAGCAGAGUAGAGUUGAGAAAGAGGUAGAGAAUUGUGAGUUAAAACAUAGUGAGAAUGUGAUACAAUUAUCAACCAAGAUUAACAAGAUAACCAAAAAGUUUGAUAAGUUGGAUGUCAAGAUUUCGGACGUGACAAGAAAAAUAGAUCCAGUGGGACAGUCUUUGACCAAGGUUUCAACCUCAAGAGACAGAUCAAUGGAAACGAUAUUUUUGAUUAGAGCAUAUCAUGGAUUUUAUACCAAAGAAAAGUACGAUCCAUUAGAGAGUUUACGAGUCAGCAAGAAACAAGAAGAUAAAAUCAAAUGUGCAAAGACUUUGAAUAACUUAAUCACGCUUGCUAAGAAAAUUGAAUCACCAGAGAUUUCUAAAACUACCACCUGCCUUAAUGCGAUUGAAAAAUUUGGCGAAACCAUGGAGAGGAACCUCUUGAAUAGAUUUGAAGUAGUUUAUGAAGAUAACGAAUUUGACAUGAUGAAGGAUAUUGCUGAUAUAUUAUUCCACUUCAAUGGGGGUGGCAAUGUUGUGAGGACUUUCGUAAACAAGAAUGACUUAUUACUUGAAGCAGAAAGAGAGGACGAUCAGGAGGAGGAGACCUUGUUAGAUAAUGAAGUGGCAUGGAUCAAUUUAGCUGAUCCAAAUUUCAAGGGGGACAUAAAAGAUGUUUCAACGGAGUCAUUGCUCGAUAGAUUAAAAUUUGAUGUUAAAGGUCAGGCUAGAAUAGUUCAACAAGUUUUUGAAGAUCCUAUUCCAGUGUUGAAGAUUUUUAUUCAAAGAAUUUAUGCUCAAAUGAUCCAAAAUAAGGUUAGUGCUCUUUUGCAAUAUUCUUUAUCGAUCAAUUCCUUAGCACACGUUAGGGUUCUUAACUAUUUAUAUGUCUUGGUGAAUGACUUUACUAAUGAUGUUAAGGAAUUUCUUAACACUAAUGAUUUCGAUAAAGAAAAUGAAUUGGCUUCAAUUUUGGACCAGUCCACCUACGAUUUAUUCAUAGAAUACACUUCUGACAACACUUAUUUUGAUAGGGAGAAAAAGAACCUCGAAGAAACCAUAUAUUACAUUGUCCACAAGUUUAAUUCAUUUAAUGAAAAGGCAGUGACUAACAGGUAUUUGUCGCUUAGAAUCGAAAAUAUAGAUAAUGUGGAGUAUAAUGAAAAGCCCGAUAAUGUUGAUAAGUAUGGGUUUUAUCUCUCCGAAAAGAAAAGACUUAACAAAUUUGCAAAUUUUAUGAAAUCUCACUUGUCUGACAAAAAAAGGGCUUCCACAGAUCUUGAAAAGGUAAGCGAUCAGGAAUAUGAAGAGUAUUCAAAACUCAAUAUUUCAAAGGUCGAGACUGUCAUAAAAUCGGCCAUCGAGUCUAUUGCACGUUUAUUAGAGUUGACAACAAACAAAACACCUGAGUAUUCGUUGGAAAUUUUGGAGAUAUUGUUGUUUGACUUUGGGAAGCUUUACGUGGGCGCCGGAUUAGAUGUAGCAUACGAAAAGUUGAGGCAAGAAAAUGUCGCCUCAAAAAUAAACUCGGUACAGCCUUUUGAUUUGAGCUACUUGAGUACAUUUAGCUUGGUUACUGAGAUCCUAUAUUUGCUAUCUUCAUGCAUUAAACGUAUCAUUUUGCCUUGUGCUGUGAACUCCCCCAAUAUCAAGAAUAGGAUGAGCAAUUUGACUAAUGGCUAUAUUUCAAGAUGUGAGCUCUCACUAAAUAUUAUUUUAUCAGAAACUAUUGAAAUGAUUGGGAGCAGAUUAAAUUAUUUGCUAUCAAGACAAAGGAAGAAGGACUUCUUAUGUGAUAACAUCACAGAAGAUGAUACAGAAGCUUGUGAAUUAUCCUCAGAAUUUUUACUUAAUAUUCACGAAAGUCUAAAAUUGUAUAUUAGCAAGACUAACUUGAGAAACGUUUUGAUUAAAGUUGGAAUGAAUUUUCUAAAUCAAUUACUUGAACAUUAUAAAAAGUUCACUGUCAACUCCACCGGAGGUAUUAUCCUCACCAAGGAUGUAAUAAGAUAUCAAUCCACUAUUGACAGUUGGGAAAUCGAUGAAUUAUCUGAAAGAUAUCAGUUAUUAAAAGAAAUUGGAAACUUGUUUACUGUCCAUCCGCAUUUGAUCAGCUCGUUAAUUACAGAAGGGCAGUUGGCAAAUUUGAAACCCUAUACAAAAAGACAGUACAUUUCUAAAAGAACCGAUUUCAAUCCAAGUUAUAUAGAAAGAUUCUUCAGUUUCAAGCGAUAA